CACCUCGGCGGGAGGGCGGCCCGUCUCGGGCACCUGCCGUCGCCCCUCCACGGGCAGAUCGGCGGCUGCGGGACACCGGCGCCCAGAGACAGCAGCACGCGAGGACAGGCCUGGGGCUCGGCGGACCUCCUCACGACUGGCCCUGUCCUUUCGCCACCGCGGCCCCGGCUGCGCUCGCGGGAAACUUUGCCCGCGAAGUCCUCUGCCCUCCUGGCCAAGCCUUGACAGUUCACCUAACGCCCCCCGGGGCCCCACAGAGCGCGCGUGAUUGCCACGCCGCCCCGCACGGUGCAUCCGCGGCGCCGGGCCGCCAGGAUGCGCUACGCAGACCCCUCAGCCAACCGGGAUUUGUUGGGAAAUCGAACUUUGCUCUUCAUUUUUAUCUGCGCCUUCGCCUUGGUGACCUUGCUGCAGCAGAUCCUGUACAGCAGGAGCUACAUCAAGAGAGGCUUCCAAUUUGAUUGGCAGAGAGGCGACCAGCAGGCCAAUUGGACUGGGCUCUUUAAUGACAGCAACAGCUCAACAGAGCCGAACAUCAGUGACUUCAGAUCCAGGUACUUUGAAUUUUACAAGGGGCCUUUAGAAUUUAACUCCACGAGAUGCCUGGAGCUGAGGCAGGAGAUCCUGGACGUGAAGGUGCUGUCCAUGGUGAAGCAGUCUGAACUGUUCGACAGGUGGAAGCGCCUCCAGAUAUGCAACUGGGCAAUGGACACCUCCGAAGCCAACCUGUUCAAGUCCACCUUGUCCAGGUGCUGCAACGCCCCUGGCUUUCUCUUUACCACCCAGAAGAACACGCCAAUUGAGACGAAUCUCAGGUAUGAGGUGGUGUCCAGUGGCUUCUUCCACAUCAAUCAGGAGAUCUUCCAAAUGUUUCCCAAGGAAAUGCCCUACUACCGAUCUCAGUUUAAGAAGUGCGCCGUGGUAGGCAAUGGAGGCAUCUUGAAGAACAGCGGCUGCGGGAAGGAGAUCAACAGUGCCGACUUUGUCUUCCGGUGCAACCUGCCCCCCAUUUCAGGGGAGUACGCCACAGAUGUGGGGGAGAAGACAGAUGUAGUCACCGUGAACCCCAGCAUCAUCAUUGACAGGUUCCACAAGCUGGAGAAGUGGCGGAGGCCCUUCUUCAAGGUGCUGCAGAUGUACAAGAAUGCCUCGGUGCUGCUGCCCGCCUUCUACACCAUACGCAACACCCUCGUGUCCUUCCGUGUCAAGUACCUGCUGGAUGACUUCGGGUCCCCGCAGCAGGUCUACUUCUUCCACCCACUUUACCUGCUAAGCGUGUCACGCUAUUGGCUCAACCUGGGCGUGCGCGCAAAGCGCAUUAGCAGCGGCCUCAUCCUAGUCACUGCGGCGCUGGAGCUCUGUGAGGAGGUGCACCUGUUCGGCUUCUGGGCCUUCCCCAUGAACCCCUCGGGCUUUCACAUCAUGCACCACUACUACGACAACGUCAAGCCCAAACCCGGCUUCCACGCCAUGCCCUCUGAGAUCUUUGCCUUCCUCCACCUGCACAGCCGGGGCAUCCUCCAAGUACACACAGGCACCUGCAAUUAUGGCUGACAGAUGGGCCCACCGUGGGUGUCUCAGCUCCCAUCCACCUCUCUUCAGGGUUCCCUGGCCUUGCCAUUGUUGUUCCCUAAGGAUUUAGGGUUUGUCUUUGGGUCCUGGGGAGGGAGUCAGGGACAGAACCCAUGCAAUGUCAGCUCUGUCCUGAGCCUCCAUCCUGUGCCUCCAUUUAGCUCCCGGGCCACUCUCCAAGGUUGGGACCUCAUAAGCACACACCCACUCAGUUUCAGCUUCCCAGAGAACACAUUUGUGGUGGCUUGCUUGUAGCUAAGUCAGGCCCUGCUGAGAAUAGACUGGCAGGUGAGCCAUCCCCUUAACAGGAGAGAGCACAGUCCAGGUCUCGUUUGGACAUUUGGCUGCCCAAGUUGCAUACCAGGGACUCAGCCAUGAAUCACCAUCUAGAAUCUCAGGGCUCAGAGGCUAGCCCUUCUAGGGAACAAACAGUGGCCAAGUGUCCUGGUCUACCUGGCUGGACUCCAAAGGCUUCAGGGAUAGCUCAUCAAGGCCUGUGUUAGCAUCACCCCAAGACUCCAGUAGCUGAGAGCCAUCCCCCUCUUAAAAAUAGCCCUUGGACACACACAGCCUCGGUGCCUCUAGGUUCCAGCAUUUAACCUUUGACAAGAAGGAAAUAAACCAGACCAGCCAUUUGCACUAAGAUCUCCAAGCCAAUGUUAUCGACUCAAUAAGUGCUUAGCAAUUUGCUUCCUGUUCUGUCUCCCUAUUUUCAGCUCCAUUUUAAUCAGGAGUUAUUUAUAAAGAUCUGUUCCUCUCUAUGUCCCCAAAUGCUGCAGGAUCUUGUUAAACUGUGUUCCUGAAUAGGAAAGCGUCAGCUGGAAAGCUCCUUGUCACAUGAGCCUGGUGGAUGGCAGCUAGCUGGGACUUUGAUAUCAACGUCCCUGCUGUUUCUGUUCUUCAGACACAGGGAUUCACCAGGCCUGGGGUUAGGGGACCCAGCUGUUCCUAGGCUGAGAGGUUCACACGCCAUCGUAUCUGGAACUCCUUCCAUUGCUUCCUCCUGUGUGUUUCCAUCCCAUGGUCACUGCUGGUGGAUUAUUGCCUUGUGGAAUUGUGGAUUGUAUGGGGGAAGACUUUAGCCUGAAUGCCCUCCUUCUGUCUUUUUUCCUCUCCCUCCUCUUGCUGUCCCUCCCUUCCUUUCUUCCCUCCCUUCUUUAGAUAUUUCUAGAGAAGCCUGUUCUGAUCUGGUCCGUGUUUGGGUUGGGGACGAUGCCCUGACAGAGGUGUCACCUCUGUCUUCUGCAGAGGAGCAGACAGACCACAUUGACACUUCAGCCUGGCAUGCCACUUAGAGGAGCAGCUAUGAGAAAGUCACACACAGGCCCUCCACCGGACCUCACCUUGCAGGUGCCAGAACAGCCCUCGUUGAGGAGCGAGCUGGCCCCGAGGCUUCUGGCCCACUUGAGCUCCCUCCUCUGAUUAUUUUCUGAGUCUUCUUUCUCUGGACUCUGGCCUGUGGGUGCCUGGAGCUUAUUCCACACCCAGUUUCAACUGACUGUGAGGCCCCCAGGAGGACCCGAACCUUAGUCUGCAAGGAUGGAAGGUCCCGGAGCAGCUGCAGAAACACACAGGGCAGCACACAUGGAUAAACCAGAUAAAUCACGCAAGGACAGUCGUGCUCAUGACUUUCUGGGCUCUGGCUGUUUCUGCCAAGGAGGGAGUUCUAAGAAUGAUCUAAGUUAAGCGAGUCCACAGCUAACUGAAUCCAGUUCUUAAAACCAUGGAGUGUCAGGAUUAGAAGGUUUUAUAAAGACAGGUUUGUCCCACUGGUAAAGAAGUGACAUCAGCGGUCAGACUGUCUGCCAGGCACAAAGCCCUCUAUCUGGGGAAUAGGGGACUGCAGGUGGGCAGCAGCCUGGUCAGACAUCAGGGUCUCCCUUGCUGAGGUUGCUCAGAACCUGCCCCAGCUGGAGAUGGCUCAUCCAGAUCUCCCCAGGCCCGUGCAUGAGGGGGCUAGGGCAUCCUUCUGGCGUGUAGUGGUCCUCUGAAUUGCAAGGCAGAUCCCUCCUGUCCCUUAGGGUGUCAGUUUCCUAUCUCUUCAAUUAGAGGCUGAGAGAGGACUCGUGGGGUCUCUCCAGUGACUGCUCGGGGGCAUCCAGGAUGUGUGGAUCUAAGUAAGUGGCCCUUACUGUGAAAGCUGCUGUGUCGUCGCGCCUCCUGCGUAUCUCUGCACCGGCCAUUUCCCCCGUCUCAGUGUCCCACCAUCACUCCAAGACCCCUUCAGGUAAAGAGGCUGUUGUGGUACAGGUGAAGGGCUGAGACUCAGUGGCUCGGGCACUUGCUCGUGGCCAGGCCUCCAGGGAGGGGCAGGAGGGCUCUGCAGCUCUACAGACUGUACUCCAAACCAGGGCUGCUUGCCAGAGCCUCUUUCCAGGCCUGACCUCUAUAACAGUCUUUAUGCCUGGAGGAUAACUAAGGCUAGCUCUACAUUUGGAUCAAGGACAGAUGCCUGGAAAGGGGCGAUGUUAAAUAACAACACGAGUUGUUUUAUUUUAUUUUACUUAUUUAUUUAACUUGCCCCAGGGCACAUGGCAAGUUAGAGGCUCCCCUGAGCCUCACCCAGUCCCCUGACUUCCAGGCUACAUGCUUUCUGCCUUAGUCAGUGUGUGUAACAUUUAUCAAAGGUCCAGAGAGACCUGGACAUUGAGGCUGGGACCUCUCUGCCCCAUCCUGUCCCACAAUGCAGACCACCAGUUAAAUUCUGAUUUAAGGUCAUCAAUUCCCCACGAACCAUGUAGCUGUUCAGCUGUUGUGUCUUCCUCUGUGCUAAAUGCAGUUCCGGGCUUGAAAGAUAGCAAAACAGCAGCAGCACCACCACCAGCAGCAGCAGCAGCAGCAGCAGCAGCACCAGCAGCAAGUCGGUGACUCAGUGCUUAGGCAGGCAGAAGGGAGGAGGCUCAAGGUCAGGCUGGCUCCUGGAACCUUCUUAUACUGCUGUGACAAUAUCUCUGCCCAGACUCAGAGACGCAUAAACAACACUAGAUAUCACUGAGUCUGGGAAGGAAGCAGAGGCUGCAGGGCUUCCUAGCAACUCCAGCCAUGUAUUACUGUGCACUCAUUGUGCCAGGGGAUAUGCGAUGGUUGAAGAAGCCCUUCUGGCACUCACCAUCAUGUGGGUGCACUGAUGCUAAAAGAAACCCUUCUCAAACACUCACAGGAGCUCAAUGUGUAGAGGACUCUCAGGGCCGGGUUCCCAGUUAUCAGGGAGAGGAGAAGGGGAAGGAAGAGGAAGGACAGAAAGAUCAAACCUGAAUCCUGAAGGUUAGCAGCAAGCCUUUGCCAAAGAAGGCACUGUGCCUUUGGUCUCAUCCUUGACAGCCAUGUAAUAUUUGACAAGGUUGCCUCCAGGUCCUCAUGCUCUUUCCUGCUCUGUUUCUUCCUGAUACAGCCCAGCCUUGCAAUGUCUCUCUGCAUGUUCCCCAUCCCUCAUCCUCUAUGACACCUCCUGGGGCUUUCUUAACAGGAGCACCAGAAGCAUGUCCGCUGGGGCCUUCUGAGCAUCCGCCUCUGCAUGGUAUCUCGGACCUCAGCCUGUCUGUCCUCCACUGACACAGGUAGAAGAGUCUGCACUCAGAGACUCUUCCAUUGUUUAGUGGAUUUGUGACCUUGGGGAGUACCUGAAGCCUCUGGAGGCUCUGAUCCCACAUCUAAAACAGACAAGAACCUCAGGCCAUUGGUGUCUCCAGGAGUGAGUGACACAGUGUUGCACAAUGCUUGGCACAGUUACCAAAGUGCAGACACUGGGCAAGCGCAGGCUCUCUCUGCCCAGACAUCUUCCUUCUCCAUACUGCGUAUUGGUUCUCAAUUCCAGCACAAAUAUCCCUGGCGUUCAUUCCCUCCAUGUAUCUGCUUUUGUCACUGCUAUAAUUUGGGCUCUUUGGAGGGAUCCUCAUUUAUUCUAAGAAUUAGCAUCUCAAAAUACCUUUUGUGAGACCCAUUGCUGCUGGUACCACAUAGUCCAAGUUUUAGUUUUGUUUGUUUAUUUUCAGUCAAACCAUACAGGCCAUGCCACAAGCAGGCUCUCUUUCUUUCUAGAGAGCCUCCUGCCUCUGUGGGCCUGCCUUCUUCUGUUAGUCCUGUGCUUUUUGUGCAAGAGGCUAGAUGAUUGGAAUGGUCCCACUCCUCUGUCCCUCCCCUCUCUUCUUAUCUGGUCACUUCUAUAAAUUAUGACUCCUGCUACAUCCCCUCUGUGGAGUGGGUCACACACUCUCCCCUCUGUGCGUCUGUGACAACCAGCAUGGGGAUCUCCAUUAGUAUACCCCCAGAAUACGCAGUUAGGUGUUCCCAGACUCUCAGUAGAUGGUUUGUCUUUUCUCUGGGGGAAGGAUCGGAGCCCCUGGCACUGACAGAAAGUCACACAGUAAUGUUCAGAACAUCCAUGACUGGUGCCUGUAAUCCUGGGACCCGCAAUUGCAGUGUUCGGGAAUCAGAGGCAGGAUGACCAGGAGUCUAAGUCUAGUCUGGACUACAUAGCAAGUUCAAGGCCAGCCUGGGAUGUAGGGACCCUGUCUUAAAUUUUAAAAAUGAAUUUAAGCAAAACUCAAGUACAUUUGCACUGUGCUACUAACCUCUAGAUCUCUCAUCCUGCAAAAUGAAAACUCGGACCCUGUGGCAUGCUAAUGGUCCCCACUUCCUGCCCCCCCCCCGCUCUGAAUUUGGCUGCUCUGAUGCUCUCACAUAAACAGAAUCAUAUAGUAUUUUUCUGAUGAUUUGAGCCCCUUUGCUGGUAGCAAGUGCAGACUUGAGCUUGCUUUGCCAGUGAGCUCGGCUGUCUUGCUUGGUCCGUGAGCUUAGUGACUGGUUCGCUGGUCUGUUUCUAUUUUCUCUUGCAUGAUCUCUUGUAGACAUUUUUUCCCAUUUCAAAGACAAAAGGAAAAAUAUCCACAGCCAUCACCUAACUUGACUACAACAUCCAGAAAUCAGUGACUGCCUCCUCCUAGCCAGGAGACUGUUCUUUGCCCUGAGGCCAUGCAGCAACUUUGGGGUAGGCGUUCUGUCUCCUCCCCAAACUGUGGCUCUCAACCCUUGUGCACAUUCGGAUUUCCUAGAGCUCUGUAGUAAGUGAUCCUGCUGUCGUGUCCUUGUCUUCCAGAGGCAAACACAGUAGACUUGAGGACGUUUCCCAGGGUCCCUCGAAGAUGUUCAAGUGGUUCCCAGCAUAGUGGUUGAGCGCCAUCAUGCUAGUACAAGGCAGUGGUCUUGAUCCUGUCUGUCUAACAGGGGUCUUCUGGAGAGAUUUCUGAAAUUCCUGGGCCCUACUCCAUGAUAUUUCUGUGUGGUGUGUUUAUCUGGGAUGGGACCUGGGCUCCUGGGGUUUCAAGCUCUUUUGGUAUCCUGGACAUGCUGAAGGUGACCUAGGGACUCCACUUGGGGAAACCACUCUCCAGGAUGGUCCUUUGGUCUGUGGCUCUGAUC
This is a messenger RNA of Chionomys nivalis (European snow vole), 6990 nucleotides long. RefSeq names its product ST8 alpha-N-acetyl-neuraminide alpha-2,8-sialyltransferase 5 (gene St8sia5). The transcript has 8 exons. Lineage: Eukaryota; Metazoa; Chordata; Mammalia; Rodentia; Cricetidae. Gene Ontology annotation, biological process: N-glycan processing; oligosaccharide metabolic process. Bases 316 to 1554 code for a protein of 412 amino acids. Gene Ontology annotation, molecular function: alpha-N-acetylneuraminate alpha-2,8-sialyltransferase activity. The record is from RefSeq and is a predicted model, not a curated record.